CGCCCUAAUCAGGAGAUGACGAGCGCCGACGUAUCCGGAAUCUGCACCGGCAAAACAAGGCGUCGCCCAAAACAAAGCUGCAAAGUGGGCAGUGCGAGGUGUCCAGCCGGUAGCCAAGGCCGCACGGGGCCCUAUAAAAGCGGGCGCGAAGACCCAGUCAGCAUACAGUGCAGCCCAGGCAGCAUCCACACCUCAACCACCAUGAAGGCUUUCGUCUGCUCUUUCCUCGUAGUCCUGCUGGUGGCGGCCGUGUUCGCCCAGGAGAAGGCCAAGGAGACCCUGAAGGGCGCCGAGGCCUACUACGCCUACGCCGCCCCCUACGCCUACAGCGCCUUCGGCUACCCCGCCGUCAGCGCCUACUCCGCCUACCCUUACGCUGCCGUCGGCUACCCCUACUACUACCGCUGAAAAUGGACAUGACUUCUAUGAGGAUGCAGUUCUCACUUCAGUGACUACUGUACUCUCUUCCUUCCUUCAAUAAAUACAACUGUAUCACAAAACGUA
Molecule: messenger RNA, 504 nt
Organism: Schistocerca americana (American grasshopper)
Lineage: Eukaryota; Metazoa; Arthropoda; Insecta; Orthoptera; Acrididae
Exons: 2
Coding region: 16-408 (130 amino acids)
Source: RefSeq, a predicted model, not a curated record